Messenger RNA from Punica granatum (pomegranate), 1586 nucleotides. The record is from RefSeq and is a predicted model, not a curated record. NCBI's taxonomy places the organism in Eukaryota, Viridiplantae, Streptophyta, Magnoliopsida, Myrtales, Lythraceae.
CUAUUAUAAAGGAAAGAACGGGGAGGAAGCGCAACUUUUGCUUCAGAGUCUUUCAACGGUUCGAUAUUUCCCCGAACGGAAUUCCCAUUUCCCAUACCGGAGUUCCCGACGGAGAGCUCUCACUCACACGAAGAGAGAGAGAGAGAGAGAGAGAGAGAGAGAGAGAUGGUGUCGUACGUGAGCGCGCUGCUGUACGGAGUGGGCGGCUUAGUGGUGGCGGGGAUGGCCCUGCUAGUGGCCUUCCAGGAGCGGCUGGUCUACGUCCCUGUGCUCCCCGGCCUCACCAAGUCCUACCCCAUCACCCCCGCCCGCCUCCGCCUCACCUACGAGGACGUCUGGCUCCUCUCCUCCGACGGCGUCCGCCUCCACGCCUGGUUCAUCAAGCUUCUCCCUCAGUGCCGUGGCCCGACAAUCUUGUUUUUCCAAGAGAAUGCUGGAAAUAUCGCCCACCGUCUUGAGAUGGUUCGGAUAAUGUUACAGAGAUUGCAGUGCAAUGUAUUCAUGCUUUCCUAUCGAGGAUAUGGAGCAAGUGAUGGCUAUCCUUCUCAGCAUGGGAUUACAAAAGAUGCUCAGGCUGCCUUGGAUCACCUUGUUUCCAGGACUGACAUUGAUACAUCUCGAAUAGUGGUAUUUGGAAGAUCACUAGGGGGUGCUGUUGGAGCUGUGCUCACCAAGAACAACCCUGACAAGGUUGCUGCUCUGAUAUUGGAGAAUACUUUCACAUCUAUUCUGGACAUGGCUAGUGUUUUACUGCCCUUCUUGAAGUGGUUUAUUGGCAAAAGUAGUUCGAAGGGUCCUAGGAUUCUGAACUUCCUUGUACGCUCUCCCUGGAGUACAAUUGAUGUUGUUGGGCAGAUUAAGCAGCCAAUCCUCUUCCUCUCGGGAUUGCAAGACGAGAUGGUUCCUCCAUCCCACAUGCAAAUGCUUUAUGCCAAAGCAGCUGCCCGCAACAGGCAAUGUGUCUUUGUAGAUUUCCCUACCGGGAUGCAUAUGGAUACUUGGUUAGCUGGUGGGGAUCACUACUGGAGAACGAUACAGCAGUUCCUUGAGCAGCAUGUUCCAGAGAAGAGAGAAGAAAAUGAAGCAUCUCGGAAUGAGAAUAUCUCAGAUAUUGAUUCUAGCUAAAGCGAUUCCGAUAUCAAUGUAGAAGCCCCUGGUUAGAGUGGUUCUUGCAGCAGCCUUGGGCUAUUUGGCGACUUCUCUAAGAGGUGUGCAGUAGCCUGAAGCUUUCUGUCUCUUGCUGCCUGGGGAUCCAUUUAAGGCGGUCGUCGUGCCGAUUUUUGCCGAGCUUACUGUUUUGUGUUUACACCCAUGGAUGAAGCCAAAUCUGUAAGGGCUGUGACUCUCUAUCUUAUUGUAUUGUCGUCAGGGGGGAAAUGCCUAACUGACCUGACUGAUAUAAUUUUUGUGCUGUAUGAAAAGAAAUUAACUGAAAAGAAAAGGCAGGGAAUAUACUGCAGUGGCAUAUGACGGAUGUUAUUUUCAAUUUCUCACACGGUUUGUCUGGCACUUUUGUAGUCGAAAAAUUUUAUGGUCUUGUAUACGAACUUGUGGUUUUUGAGUGUUUAAAUUUCCCGAUUCCGCUA